Apiotrichum porosum is the source of this 4116-nucleotide messenger RNA. RefSeq lists its product as uncharacterized. The record is from RefSeq and is a predicted model, not a curated record. Lineage: Eukaryota; Fungi; Basidiomycota; Tremellomycetes; Trichosporonales; Trichosporonaceae. The transcript is spliced from 2 exons. The coding region runs from base 1 to 4116 and encodes 1371 amino acids.
AUGACUGCCAUCCCAUCCACACCACCGCCGCGUCCCGGGCCACCACCCAUCCCGCGCAGGCACCCAUCGAGGUCUGUCUCUGCAACAAGCUCUUCGAAAGGAUCCUCGCCCCUCACACGUCCUUCAUCCCUACAACAACACCCUGCGUACGACGCUAGUUCACAACAGUCGCCCUCCCCUCCAGACACUGCUGCUGAUACCGGUGACAACGGCGUCGCACCCUACACGCCGUCGACAUUGCGCGACUCGUCUUCGUCGUCACACCACCACCACCACGAGACAGGCUCGAACGGAGGCGGCGGCGGCGGCGGCGGCGGUGACUGGACACACCAGCGCUCACGACCGCCUUCCAAUAUCCUUCUCGGCCCUCGCACUCCGGCGCGCCCCGGAUCGCCUAAUGCACCACCCGUCUCGCCGGGCAUGCGCUUGGGACCCGGUGCACUCGGCCUAGGCGCCGCAGGUGCGGUCGGCUUGGGGCCUGUCCGGAUCGACUUUAAGGACUGGGUCAAAGCUGGCCGCGAGGGCAGUUUCGUUAGCACAACAGACGACGACAACGACGACGACGACGACGAGUCCAUCUUUCGCGAUGCCGACGAGCCAGCGUACGGCCAUGUCAACAGCGACCCCGGGCGUCCGUCGCCGUCGUCUGCGGGGGGCGGCGCCAAUGACGCCAACGCAACCGCUGCGAACGGGUUGGGGGCCGGUAGCGACAUGUAUCGCUCGUCGUCCCUCCAGAGGACCAAGAACUCUGGUGGUCUCCCCACAUCCAACUCCCUCUCCUCCCUUUCCAUCGACUCAAAUCACAGCCCGCAAGGCAUCCCGAGCGUCCUUAUGCGCAUCUCGUCGCGCACGUCAGACCGCGCUCCGACCGCCGCUGGACGCCAUUCGACCAUCACACCGCGCGGCACGUCCCACGAGCUCGUCCGCGAGAUGAGUAACGUGAGCAUUAGCCGUUCCAGCCGGCGCGGGUCGUCGCACCGGUACAGCCUGCCUGCGACGCCGCUCAACACCGACUCGCCAUCCGCCUCGGGUAUCGCUUCGCCCUCACGGUACCAGCCGCAUUCACCAGUGGCCAUUGCCAGCCCGCUGGAGCGCCGCUUCUCACGCCGAAUGAACACGCGCCGCGACAGCGCCGGCGGACUCGCUUCGUCUGCCGUGGAGGAGGAAGACGGCCCGCAGUCGCCGGCUGCCGCUGCACGACUGGAACAGACCCUCGACGACAGGAUACGGGAAGCCGAGGAACGUCUCGCUCGCCGCCAGUCCUUGCGGAACGGUGGUAUUGGGGACGAGCCGCAUAGCCGAGAAGCAGUGUCGCCCAUGGUCCGCCGCUUUGAAUCUGUUCGCCUCGAGAACACUUUAUCCCCGGCGCAUCGGCCCGGGGUGGCGACAACAUCCAUGGAUGCCAGUGGGACCGAGUAUGAUCACGAUUCGGCAUCACGAGGGUCGCGGGGAUCGGGCGACAGGGGCGGUUCGGGGUCCAGACUGGGUAAAGUGAGGCAGCCCAUUCCUGCAGAAUUCCACAAUGGCCGACUGUUCUCGCCCUCGCCCAAGGCAGACGACACAUACCAUGCCAGCCCACGUCAACACAUUGACCUAAGCGACUCGCCCCGGUCCCAGCGCACCUACGGAGGAGGCGUUGGACGCCCCCACAGCGUACUGGGUGACAGCCCGCGGUGGACCAACGGGCGCUCGAGCACACUUGGGUCAUCACGGCUGUCGCGCGACUUUGACACAUAUGGCUCACCCGCUCGUCGCGAACUAGGCUCGACCCGCGCUCGCCCAGAAAGCGUUCUGGAGACGUUGGCAGUCCACGACCGCUACUCGCACGGCUCGCAGGGAUACUACAACUCGCCUCACCGCAGCAACACGUAUGGCAAUGAGGACAGGACAAACCGCGUGAGCGCCGUGCUGAGCGAGUUUGGUGUGCGCGCCAGUGUCACUCCGGAACGAAGCUAUCGCCGGUCUCGCGAGUUUGCUGGCUCGCGCGACUUUGGGUCAUACCACGGCGGCGGCAGCGGCGGCGGCAGCAGCAGCUAUACACCACACGAGCUGCGACCCAGCGACUCGGCAUCCAUGACUGGGAACCGCAGUGAGCUUGGCAGCGUGUCCGCGGCCACCCGCAAGGAUCCCCUUGACGUCAUUCGCCGUCUGGAGGAGACCCGCACACAGCACAACCGCAGCUGGGAGGACCGCUCGGCGUCGGUGCUGGGUGACCGCUCGGCGUCGGUGCUGGGUAACUCGCGGUACGGCGGUGAGCGCGAGGUGCUGGCCUCGACACGGCCCACGUCACGUAUGGACGACGGCGCCCACGCCCGGGAGAUGCGAUCCUCGUCGCGGGUCUCGCAUGUCCGCCCGCAGACCUCCAUGUCGUCCAUGUCGUCGGUCCGGGAUCAGUUUAGCAACAAUGCGGCCCACAUUACAACACCACGUACAGCACCCGUGACGCGACGUCGGACAGAGUCGACAGACGACGCGGCGUCCGUCGCCGACAGCCCCUUGAUGGGCCGCACGUCUCGCGCCUCGCACGGGUCGUACACCGGUCCCAGCACCGAGCCCCGAGUGCGGCUGCGCAGCCAGACCAGUAUCGGCGGACGCUCGCAAGGGAGCAGCAACCCGGAAACCACCGAGCAUGGGCGCAACUUGCUCGACUCGGCGCGACUCUUGGACGCACGUAAGGCAGACAUUGACCCUGCCACCAUUGAAAAGCUGCAGACAGCAGCAAAGUGCUCGGAACGUACAAAUGUUGGGCUGCACGCCGCCCUCGCCAUUGCCUCGUCGCUCGCGGUCGAUGUGGAGAUUGACAAUGCCGCCGCGAUUGUCAGUGUGCGUGAGCGCCUGCCACGUUUGUCCGUCACCCUGCGCGAGGCCGCGCGCUCGUCCGACCAGGCGUCGCGUGACUUGACCGAGGCGUUGCUGGCCGUUCGCUCUACCACGGCCGCCGCUGCACCGGCAACGCCCGUAGCAGUCACCACCACACCGGCUCGCGCGUCCUCGGGCCGUCGCCCAGAGAGCAUGUACACACCGGGCUACACUCCACUCCGCGACUCUGCCGAGGCUGGAUCGACACACCGCCGCGGCUGGUCGACAAACACGUUCAGCGAGUCGCCGCGCAACGACCCACGGCACAGCCCGUCGCAGUCGACGUCGUCGAUCCAUUCACCGCUGCUGCGCUUCAACGGCCGUGAGACUCCACGUAACGACCGCCCACCGUCCUCGGCCGGUCGGUACGACUCGGGCGCCUCCAAUUCGAGCCGGUACGACAACGGCGGCGUGACGUCGUCGCGGUUUGACGGCCCGCGCUCGCUCGACCCCAUUGAGCAGAGCCCGCCAAAGCCCACGGCCAUCCACCACCCGACCGAUCCCGAGCCCCUUGAUGGUGGGCUGGGGGUCUCGACCGCUAGCGACCGGCCCACUGUCCGCGCCAGCGUCAGCCCGCGCGCAUCCCUGUAUGAUACUUCCAGUGCGGACGUGUCCAGCGACACGGUAAGCCCAAGCGUCACCGCCCAGGCCGUCGCCUCGCCCAAGACGCCGUUCAGCGGCGGCGCCUCGUCGUCCCCCGGCCCGCAGCCGUGGCCCAGCAACGCGUCACCCCGUCACUCGUGGCAAGCGUCAGUGGGCGCGGCCUCGUCCCCGCAGCCGUCAUGGCACACGGCCUCGCCAUCCGGCAUCGCGGGCGACGAGCACAACCUGCGCAAACAGUCCUCGUUGGCAAGCACGCACACGGUCCGUCCCACGAGCUUUGUGCCCUCGCACCCGCCCGAGCCCACGACCGCCGUCUCCAACUCGCCCGCGUACUCGCAGCAGUCGCUGUCCAACUCGCUCUCGCAGCGUGCCGACUCGGCCGACGCCUCGCUCCCGCCCCUCGAGCACGCACACGCGCCGCUGGUCCAGCACGAAAAGUCCGACUCGAUCACGUCGCUCGCGAGCGUCGGCGUCGUCAGCGUCACCAGCGGCCACCCGUCCGACACGGCCAGCAACGUCUCCGCAGGCGUGAUCGCCACAGGUCCCGUCGAGGUGACCCGCGCAGGCACGUUUGGCGCCGCGGACGGCGCGCGCGCGCGCGCCAGCGUCAGUGAGCGCUUUAGAAAACACCUCAAUGGGGAGAAUAGUAAAUAG